Molecule: messenger RNA, 1230 nt
Organism: Thelazia callipaeda (thelaziosis nematode)
Lineage: Eukaryota; Metazoa; Nematoda; Chromadorea; Rhabditida; Thelaziidae
Source: the annotation of a GenBank genome assembly
AUGAGAAGAUUGGGAUGGUCUACGAGGCUGCUCGAUAAUGCCUUGAUGGAAGUAAGUGAGGAGGAGGGACACUCACGAAGAAGUAUGCCUAUUUCGAGUCGAGCGGGUGUCUAUGCUGAGGUAAAUCAGCAAAAACCUCGAGAAUAUUGGGAUUAUGAAUUUCAUAUGAUAGAAUGGGGCGAUAUUAAUGAAUAUGAGUUGGUAAGAAAAUUAGGACGAGGAAAGUAUAGUGAAGUUUUCGAAGGUGCUAGAGCGCCCUAUGGAGAAAAGUGUGUUAUUAAAAUUCUCAAGCCUGUCAAAAAAAAGAAAAUAAAACGUGAAAUCAAAAUUUUGGAGAAUCUUAGAGGUGGUACGAACAUCAUUACAUUACUAGAUGUUGUAAAGGAUCCUAUUUCAAGAACUCCAGCUUUGGUGUUUGAAUAUGUCAAUAAUACUGACUUCAAGCAGCUUUAUCAAACGUUGACCGAUUAUGAUAUCCGUUAUUAUUUAUAUGAAUUACUAAAAGCUCUGGAUUAUUGUCACUCUCAAGGUAUAAUGCAUCGCGAUGUGAAACCACAUAACGUGAUGAUCGAUCAUGAAAAACGCACGCUACGUCUUAUUGAUUGGGGACUUGCUGAAUUCUACCAUCCACGUCAGGAGUACAAUGUGCGAGUUGCGUCUCGAUAUUUUAAAGGUCCCGAACUAUUAGUUGAUUAUCAGGUAAACCAAGCACCUCUGUGCUAUGACUAUUCAUUGGACAUGUGGAGUUUGGGCUGCAUGCUCGCAAGUAUGAUAUUUAGGAAAGAACCGUUCUUCCAUGGUCAUGAUAACUAUGAUCAGCUCGUUCGCAUAGCAAGAGUGCUAGGUACUGAAGAGUUGUUCGAAUAUAUAGACAAAUAUCAGAUCGAAUUAGAUCCUCGGUUCAAUGAGAUUUUGGGACGGCAUUCCAAAAAACGCUGGGAACGCUUUGUGCAUAGCGAGAAUCAACAUUUGGUUUCAGCAGAAGCUGUAGAUUUUUUGGAUAAACUGCUUCGUUAUGAUCACCAAGAACGACUCAUUGCGAAAGAAGCUAUGCAGCAUCCCUAUUUCUAUCCAGUUGUUGGAAAUGAACGAAACAAACAAGAGAUUACUUCAUCAGCUUCCAAUACUGCGACGUCUGGAAGUUUGAAUCCACCGAUUUCAACACCGCUUAUAAAUAAUAAUGGAACAGUGUCUUCUGCUCCUGGUACAGCACAGUUGACACAAUCUUAA